ACACAAAUCCACAAGCUUUCUGCUCCGAUUUUGGUUGGUUUUUGCUGAGUUCUCUUUCUCAUGGCUUCAAGAAGGGGCGAAAGCAAGAGGAAACAUAUUGGGAGUUCUAGUGGCGGUGGCCAAGCCCAAGAAGAAGAUAUACCUGAAGGAGGAGAUGAUGAGUUUCUAGAUGUGAAUCAUGCCUUAGUUAGAGCCACAAUUGCCCCUAAUUGCACUGAAAAUCAAAUUAAAGUGGGGUUUCUUACACCAGAGAAUAGAGCAUUGCAGUGGAUUAUAUCUCGCAUUAUUGCUCAGAGGAAGGGUUCUAAAUCUUAUGUUCUUGCCAUUGAUCUUCCUUGGUUCGAUUAUCUUCUUAACGGAAAAAGGGUGAACCUAGGAAGAUACAUUUUCCGGAGCAUAAUCAAGCCUUACUCACCAACUACGGGACUUCCUCAUGGUGCUCUAAUUACCAAAUUGGUGAAGAGGAACAACAUUGAUCUUACAUCCUUUAGGUUCGGAACGGUUCCUGGUGGGACUACACUUACCAAAGCUUUUUUUGAGAAAAUGGACUGUUUGUUUAGAAAUGGCAUUUGGGUAAAGAAAGGGGAACAAGAAGGGGAACAAGAAGGGGAUGAAGAAGAAGGUGAUACAGAUCAAGAAAUGGCAAAACAAGGGGCAGAAGAACAUGAAGAUGACAGCCCAAGACCAUUUCGAGCCUUCAUGCAAAGAACUAACUGUGAAACCAUGGAGUUAAUGAUAUCUGAGAUGCAGCAACUGUACACCAACUUUUAUGGUUUCCGGACAGAAAUGAGAGGGAGAAUGACUAACGUGGAAGGAAAGCUUGAUCGGCUUGUUAACCAUUUUUUUCCUCCACCCCCACCUGAUGCCACCUAACUUGAUAUCUCUUUAGUUUGGCUAAUCUUUAGGAUGGACAUCUUAGGGUUAUGCAUGUUAUGCUUUUCUUUGAUUAUGGAUAUUUCUUGAACAUUUUUAUCCUGUUUUAUGAAUGGAAAUGACAUCGCUUGUGCUAUCAUGCUUUGUGAAUGGUUGUUUAUGAUUUUGAUGACUGGAUGCUCUUAUUGAGAGGGAGCAUUUUGUGCUUAAAUUGCUUUUCUUAAUGGUUAUCAUGCUUAAAUUCUUUAAAGAUUGAUGUGCAUGAAUUAAUUAAGAGGGAGUUUGUUG
Molecule: messenger RNA, 1161 nt
Organism: Rubroshorea leprosula
Lineage: Eukaryota; Viridiplantae; Streptophyta; Magnoliopsida; Malvales; Dipterocarpaceae
Source: the annotation of a GenBank genome assembly